This is a messenger RNA of Brassica napus (rape), 873 nucleotides long. RefSeq names its product 54S ribosomal protein L19, mitochondrial-like. The transcript has a single exon. Gene Ontology annotation, molecular function: structural constituent of ribosome; large ribosomal subunit rRNA binding. The record is from RefSeq and is a predicted model, not a curated record. Gene Ontology annotation, biological process: translation. NCBI's taxonomy places the organism in Eukaryota, Viridiplantae, Streptophyta, Magnoliopsida, Brassicales, Brassicaceae. Gene Ontology annotation, cellular component: large ribosomal subunit; ribosome. Bases 236 to 706 code for a protein of 156 amino acids.
AACGCUAGAUUCAUAUCAUUGUCACAGACUGAUCAAUGCAGUGGCCAUGACGUUAUUAAUUGACUACAAAGUUACAACCCAUGGCAGGAAAAUCAUUUUCCCUUUAUGUAAAAGUAUGAUAGUACAAGAUUAUUGAGUGUAAAGGCCCAAAUCAAAAGCUAAGGCCCAAACUCUACACCUUGUAAAACCCUCGAUCCCUGGAAACGGAAGAAGGAAGCUCUUCACGAUCCAAACAAUGGCGGCGGCGGCGAAAGACAUCGCGACACGGCGAGCUGUGGCGGCGACGAUCAAGCUGACUGUCCCAGCUGGAGGAGCACGACCAGCAGCUCCUGUGGGCCCUGCGCUAGGUCAGUACAGGCUGAACCUGAUGGCGUUCUGCAAGGACUUCAACGCGAGGACUCAAAAGUACAAACCGGACACUCCGAUGGCCGUGAAGAUAACGGCGUACAAGGACAACUCGUUCGAGUUCACCGUCAAGUCUCCGUCCGUGUCGUGGUACAUCAAGAAAGCGGCGGGGGUGGAUAAAGGGAGCACGCGUCCGGGGCAUUUGACGGUGACGACGCUUUCCGUGAGACACGUGUACGAGAUCGCGAAGGUGAAGCAGACGGAUCCGUUUUGUCAGUAUAUGCCGUUGGAGUCGAUCUGCAAAUCUAUCAUUGGUACCGCUAACUCCAUGGGGAUCAAGAUUGUUCAGGAUUUGGAGUGAUUUAAAACGUUCAUUUCGAAAUGGUCUUUUUGUCUUGUCUAAUAAACAUGAAUGUCAGAUUGCUCUGUUUGGUUGCUUUGUUUCAGUAGACAAUUGAGUUACAAACACUUUGAUCGUGUGGUGUUUGGAUCGUUAAAGAGUAAUAAAGUUAGUUCCUUUAGCUUAAA